AAUACGAACCAUCCGGUCAUCCGAAGAUUCCGUGUAGCUUUUGGUAGGGUGGUCUCCGCUCACUUAAGAAAGUACAAAUGGAAGUUCUUUGGUAGAGGAUCAUUAUUUUGUGCCGAUCCUUCCACCGAACUGUAUCAUUUCACUUUCGCAGACAUGAGAUACUUCGUGGUACUUUGUUGUGUGUUGGCGUCGGUCAUGGCCAAGGAAAAAAAGAUCAGUUUAGAAGACAUCGAAAGGGACAAUUUGAAAACCACCGGGAAAAUUGCGCGAGCACCCCCGAAAAUCCCCGUUGCUUCCCCAACUGACUACGGUUUCGUGCCCACAAAAACAGUGACUGACUAUGCAAGACAACAGCCCAAGUAUGUCCAAUACGUCCCUCAAACGUACGCCCAGCCCGCCCAACAGUACACACCCCCUCCCCAACAGUACGCCACAGUACCCCAGCAGUACUACUACCAGCAACAGCAAUCCGUGCAAAACCCUUACCAGCAAUACGAAAACGUGCAAUACGUCACGGACAACAGCAUUGCCCAAGCACAACAGCAGUACUACACCCCCCAAUACGUGUACCUCCAACAGUACACUGCCCCCAGUACUGCCAUCCAGAGCGUGGUUGACCCCAAAGGGGGGAUCCAGUACGUCAUGUAUGUGGUACCCAAAGCCGAACAAACCCAAAAUUACGAAAAUGUGGUUUAUACCAACUCUAACGAACAACAACAGUAUGUGGUACCACAAACCCAGUACGUCCAAACCCAGCAAGUGACGCCUGAAAUCAAAUACGCGCCUCAGCCCGAGAAACCACAACAAUUGUUCACAAAGAGUGAACCUAAGAGUCUGUUGGAUUCGUACGUGCCGUCGAUUUUACAAGUCCAGUAUUACAAGCAACAACAAGCGCAAGCUAAUGCUAUUCAACACUCGUUGAAAGAUGUGAGUACUGUCUCCGGCAAGAGUAGCUACAGACCGACGCAAAUCAGUCACAAUAGUGCGGAGAGUGUCAUCAAUUACCACUACCAGCUCCCGAGUAUCCAACAACAGCACCAAUAAUUUUUUGUUACCAUUUUAUUAAAUCGUGAUUUUAGUUGUAAGUCAUAUUCUUUCUUAUUUAUGUCGUUUCUUAACGUCUUGUCUUUUCACUUUUCUACUUUUAUAGCAACUGUUAGAACUUUAUCGGCCAGUUUCUUCUUUUCACCACUAUUUAUUUUCCAUUCUGUUUCUUCACAUGUUAUUCGUUUUUAUGUACAAUUUAUGUAUUAUGUACGUUUAUAAAACAAAUAAAAUACUUUUAAAAAUUAA
This is a messenger RNA of Tribolium castaneum (red flour beetle), 1293 nucleotides long. Its product is annotated as probable basic-leucine zipper transcription factor I. The record is from RefSeq and is a predicted model, not a curated record. Bases 154 to 1044 code for a protein of 296 amino acids. NCBI's taxonomy places the organism in Eukaryota, Metazoa, Arthropoda, Insecta, Coleoptera, Tenebrionidae. The transcript is spliced from 2 exons.